AACUUGGAAGACACUUAGUGCUAAUCCUAAACAAAUUUCAGGAGAUGGACAUGAACAAUUCGGGCGAACUUGGGCCAUAUGAAAACAACACCUCUCCAGAAGCCUCGGGAGGCGAAUUGGGCCCAAAUGAAAACAACGCUUCUCUAGACGGCUGGAAAGGGGAACUAGGCUCAUAUGAACAUAACACCUUUCUGGAAGGCUCGAGAGGAGAACUAGGCCAAAAUGAAAAUAGCACCUCUCAAGAAGGCUGGACAAUAGGCCCAUAUGAACACAUCCCUCUAGAUGGCUGGAAAGGGAACCUAGUCUCAAAUGAAGAUAACACCUCUCUAGAUGGCUGGGGAAGAGAACUAGGCCUAUAUGAAAACAAUUCGCUAGAAGCCACGGGAGAAGAACUAGGCCCAUGUAACAAGUCCCUAGAAGUAUCGGGAGAAGAUCUAGGCCUAUAUGAAAACAACACCCCUAUACAAGGCCGAAGUGGAGAACUAGACCCAUAUGAAAAUAACCCCUCUCUAGAAGGCUGGAGAAGGGAACUAAGCCAAUAUGAAAAUACCACCUCUCUAGAAGACUGGAGAAGGGAACUAGGCCCAUAUGAAAGCAACGCCUCUCUUGAAGGCUGGAGAGGGAGAAGCAAUACCUCGUCUUAUGGAAAGGAACUCCUGCAAUCUCUUGCCCGAAAAUUCGCUUCGUCGCUAGGCUGCAACGGAAGCAAAUGUUCUUCCUUUGCCAGAAAUCUCUCCAUUGCAAGGCUUCCAUGGAGACCCAGAUUCAGUCUAAACAAAGACACAGGAGAAGAAGUCCUCAAUGUAAAGGAAAAUGUCAUCUUUUCGGGGGGCGUGUCUUCGACGACGAGGGGGUUCCAUUAUGCUUUACUAAAUGGAUUUCGUUGGAGGAGGGCACCAUUUCGAACUUUUAACUCGGACAAUUUUGAAGGUAAUGGAACAGCCAACAAACAUCGGCCAAGAAACAACCGCAUCGUGGCGCGACAGACUUCGAGGCACAGGGAGCACAAUGACAAGGCCACGCCAUAAUCGACGAUUAUCAUCCUCUUUCGUAGAAAAGUCAUAUUCUAUUUUGGGUAACACUGAACGAAAAUUUCGUUCCAUUCUGGAAGACUGUGGACUUGGGGAAUCCAUUUUCUGGAACGAGCUGGAAAUAUUCGAGUCGAACCCAGACUCGGAUAUGGACGAUGACUUCCUCUACGAAAGAAGGACCAGCAAUGCCCCUUCUGUCUCAACUUUAGGGCGGCGACUAAGGAAAUCCUAUGUCCCCUUUGACGUCGAGACACAUUUGGAUGAACUAAGGUUCGGUAACAAUCUUAGACGUAAAGCUCUUUCUUCGGACGAAAUAACAGAAGAGAUAAAACAACUAAGAAAUGCAACAGUCCCCCUGAAAAACAAACGACAGAAAAUGGACCGUUUAAAGGGAGACUUCAAAGUAAGAACUGGCCAAGCCUGGCAAGGGGAACCAAGUUACUUAAAAAGGGCCCGGAGUGGUCUGAACACCUGCGGACAUUAUAUCGAUAAGCUAAAGGUAAUGUCCGCCCCGCACCCCCACAAAAUAAAAAAUCUAGGUAAAAGUGAAGCUUACUAUCAUGCCCCUCUAGAUCCCUCGAUUCCUUUGCAUAUCCUACAGAUCUGGAGGCCUCUUAUUCGCCGAGUCGAGGGCCAAUUUGGUCAGAGUGGCGUCGCCAUUUUCAGUUUUAUCUUGGACUUGCUCGGUCUGAAUUUCCUUCUGAGUGUGAUCAUGCUGAAUGCUAUCGUACUGCCGGUGAUUUUCCUGCAGGAGGAAAGGAAGAUUGACGAAAAUCCUGAAGAAUGGAAGGCUGGGUGGACACCAUGUGACAACUCGACCUCUAGCAGCGGUCGUUGCCCUAAUGUGGACUUGACAAACCACGACGCAAUUAUCAAUAACUGCAGUGACAUGUACCUAGAACAGAUCCUUUGGAAAAACUCGAGUGACAUCAUGGGCAAUCAUUCUGAGAUCCUGCCAGUGGGUAUAAUCGCAGAGUUCCUGAUGGGCAAGGGGAGGCUGGAACUCACUCCUCUCUUUCUAGGUUACUACCCUCCAGAAAUCCGAUUUAUUAGAUACCCAGUCGCAGCCAUGCACAUUCUGGCAACUACUACUGUGUUUGUGAUAUCUCUAGUAAAGGUCGUCGUGCGAGUGGGCCAGUGGCUUCGCUACAGUUCCAUGACAUCCAGAGGUCAGUUGUUCUCUGAAACAGUUUUCGCCGGCUAUGACUUCUCCUUGCGAAGUUCCCACGCUGUCAUUUGGAAACAGAGGAUGCUAAGGAAUGAACUGUGCUCUGCUCUAAACGAGGACAGAUUCCAACAGUCGAAGUCACAGCGAACGCCCAAGCGAAUGCUCUGGAUUUUGUGCAAGCGAGUGAUCAUUAACAUAUUCAUCAUGGCAGUGGUCACUUUCAAUUUCUUAGUGAUCAUAACGUUCACUACAUUUCAGACCAAGAUGCAAGGGUGGCUGACUAAUUACUUCGCCGCAGAUCCCUUGAUGGCAGAGAAUUUGAGUUUCUUAUGCAAGUAUUCUGAUACAUUGGUGAUAGGAUUUCUUUGUAUGUUUACUCCGCCACUGAUUUCUAAACUAGGCUCAUGGGAAGAAUACACCAGUCGGAAUGAGAUGCUGCUCUUCAUCAUCAGAAAUGGUUUCAUACGCCUCUUCUCUUUGGAAUGUUUGGUCAUCACGCACCUGGAACAAGCAAGAAGAGAGAAAGUGCAAGAAUGCAAUGUCGAUCUUCUGUGCUGGGAGACUGCUCUUGCCCAGGAAAUCUACUCGCAACUGGUGUGGGAAUUCCUCACUCGUAUGGUGGGAAUGCUACUUCGCGUCAUUUACGUGAUUCUGGCAACACCCUGCCGGUGCCUUAAACUAUCGGUUUUGCCGGAGUACAACGUUCCCGAUAAGGUCAUAGAUAUAAUAUUCAUUCAAACGAUUUGCUGGAUAAGUGUCCCGCUGUCUCCACUGUUACCUUUACUGUGUUAUGUUUUCUUGAUCAUCGUACUCUGGAUGGAACUUCUUUCAGCUCUCGUGAUGUCCAGGCCUUCGGAGAGGGUCUUCUUGUCCUCCAAGUCAUCUGCUGCAUUCAUGGUGGCACUAGCCAUUUCUUGGGUGUGGAGUGCUGGAGUCGCUGUGUCAGCAUUUUCUCUAGUACGUCCAUCCCUUGGCUGUGGACCCUUUAAAGGACUGACACAGGUCUGGGAUGCUUUAACUCACUGGAUCUGUUCAAUGGACGGAAAUUUAUCAACGCUUAGAUCUUUUCUUUUUGGAAUGGAUGACCUAGUCGUGAUCCUACCCCUUGGGCUGAUCCUCUUCGGGCUCUUCGCCUAUUACAUUUGGAUUUUACACCUGAGGUCGAUCACCAUCAGCCACCUUAAGGCAAAACUCAAGGAGGUCACCAGUGAUAACACCUUCCUGCUGGAUACUGCUCAAGAACUCAGGAUCCCGUGGACAUGA
Messenger RNA from Macrobrachium nipponense, 3462 nucleotides. RefSeq names its product transmembrane channel-like protein 7. Gene Ontology annotation, molecular function: mechanosensitive monoatomic ion channel activity. Gene Ontology annotation, cellular component: plasma membrane. The transcript has 6 exons. The record is from RefSeq and is a predicted model, not a curated record. The coding region runs from base 874 to 3462 and encodes 862 amino acids. NCBI's taxonomy places the organism in Eukaryota, Metazoa, Arthropoda, Malacostraca, Decapoda, Palaemonidae.